This is a messenger RNA of Aspergillus steynii IBT 23096, 847 nucleotides long. RefSeq names its product S-adenosylmethionine-dependent methyltransferase. The record is from RefSeq and is a predicted model, not a curated record. The transcript has a single exon. Gene Ontology annotation, biological process: methylation. Gene Ontology annotation, molecular function: protein methyltransferase activity; nucleic acid binding; S-adenosylmethionine-dependent methyltransferase activity. Lineage: Eukaryota; Fungi; Ascomycota; Eurotiomycetes; Eurotiales; Aspergillaceae. Gene Ontology annotation, cellular component: eRF1 methyltransferase complex. The coding region runs from base 44 to 847 and encodes 267 amino acids.
UGUCUUUCUCGAUGCAAUAGAUCAAUUGAUCUUAACCCCCAAAAUGCUCCCAACCCCCUGCACCGCCCACGUCUCCUUCGACACUAUCUACGAACCCUCCGAAGACUCGUACCUCUUCCUCGACACCCUCUCCUCGCCCUCCGAGUCCGCAUGGCUGAAAGCCCGCUUCCCCUCCCCCCCCUCUACAGAUCCCACAAAUGACACCUCCUCGCCCUCCCCCCUAAUCGUCGAAGUCGGCACCGGCUCCGGCGUCGUCCUCGGCUUCGUCGCCGGCAACUCGCACGAGAUCCUCGGCCGGCGAGACGUGCUCACACUCGGCGUAGACGUGAACCGCAACGCCUGCAUCGCCACGCAAGAGACAGUGCGCAAGGCCAUUCAAGACCGACAAUCAGACUCAACCUCCGCGGUGAAAUCCAUCCACACAGCCUCCAUCACCAGCGACCUCCUCUCCGCCCUACACCCCGGCAGCAUCGACAUCCUGCUCUUCAACCCGCCCUACGUUCCGACAGAGGAUCUCCCCGCUGUCCCUGAACCCAGCGCAACAGAGAACGAAGACGGCCUCUCGCGAAGUGAAAAGUUCGACCGCGAGUCCUACUACCUCUCCCUGACGUAUGCCGGCGGCAAAGAUGGAAUGGAGACGACGGAUCGACUGAUCGAGCAGAUCCCCGCGGCGCUGGACGCGGCGCGCGGCGUGGCGUAUGUGUUGCUUUGUGCGCAGAAUCGGCCCGGAGAGGUCAGGGAGAGGAUUCGGGGGUGGGGAGGGGCGUGGAGGGCGGAGUUUGUGGGGAAUAGUGGUGUGCAGGCGGGGUGGGAGAAGUUGGUGAUUUUGAGGGUUUGGAGGGAGUGA